AUGACUAAGAAGCAUGAUAUAAUUUCUAAGCCUGAUGUGAGAGAACAUGAAAGGCUUUUGGACUUUAGACGAGUAAGGAAAUCUUUGGCUCGUUUAAAAUCCUCGUUUAACGAAUUAGAUACAAUAGCUAAGCAGAAUAAACCAAAAGGCAUAUUUAUCAGCAUUCACCCAAGAUUUAAUAACAUCGUUGUAGUUGUAACUUGGCCACCUGAUCAACAUUCUCGAGCUUUGAUAGAAACAGCAAGGCGACUUGGUGCGGAUAUAUAUUCUCCUUUUAAAGAUACUACACCACUUACUAAAAGGGGCCCAGGCAAAAUGCAUAUGUCAGCCGUCGGUGGUGAAAGUGGAGGUCCUGCUUAUUAUUUUUCAGAUUUUUCAAAUUUGAGAUUGGUAACUAUAGCUGGCAUAUUUACAGCGAGUCUAAAACAUCAAGAUAUUCCUCUUUAUCCUUUUGGUGUGGUAUUUCCUAAAGAAAUAAUUCUUGAUAGUUUUCAAUUGGAUUUAAUUACUAAAUUUUAG
Molecule: messenger RNA, 519 nt
Organism: Racocetra persica
Lineage: Eukaryota; Fungi; Glomeromycota; Glomeromycetes; Diversisporales; Gigasporaceae
Source: the annotation of a GenBank genome assembly